UCUCAGGAUAAGCCCAAAGGCAGGGCGAACGCGCGCGCAUAUAAAAUUGGAAAAACUCUGAAGAUUCGUUAGUUAUCGAAAUGAUGCGCGUCAGCUUUAUUCUCGUUGCCGUUCUUUCGGCACGCGCUUUCGGGGAUGGAGAAUUUCUCCGGCCGCUGCAUGGGAUGAAAGGAUUGAGCAUCAGGUGCGAUACCGAAGAGAAAUUAGCACUCGUUCACUCUUACGAGAAUCAUUCGGACUUCGAUUUUUUGAGUGCCACCAAUGUUCUCGGUGACGAAAUCAAAGUCCUCGUUGCCGGAAAUUCUUUCGACGAAUUUAAAACUGUACUGGAUCAGCAUCAAAUCAGUUACAGCGUUUUUGUUGAAAAUGUAACGGAAGAAAUUCAUGAAGAAUUUUCUCGAAAUGAAAUCGCGAGGCACAUGGCUCUGUUCACGAGGGAACACAAAUCUUCACGCUUCUUUUCUUAUUAUCCUCGAUUCGCUGAGAUCGAAAGGUACUUGAAAGAUCUGGCCAGAGAAUACAGCAGCAUUACGACCCUAGAAAAAAUUGGUUCUUCGUACGAGGGAAAUGCCAUUUGGGCUCUGAAAAUUUCGAGCGGCGGAGGAGGCAAUAAGCCGGCGAUCUUGAUUGACGCUGGCAUUCACGCCCGUGAAUGGAUCGCUCCUACUACAGCGUUGUACGCGAUUCAUCAGCUGGUUCUGAACAAAACGAACAGCGCAUUGUACGAAGACAUCGAUUGGUUCAUUAUUCCGAGUCUCAAUCCCGAUGGCUACGAAUAUUGUCACACGACGUACCGGAUGUGGCGCAAAACGCGUUCUCCAAAUCCUGGUUCCUCGUGUUGGGGAACAGAUGCAAACCGGAAUUUCGGAUACAAAUGGAUGACUACUGGAGCUUCGUCCAAUCCUUGCACUGAAAUUUAUGCGGGUAUGAAAGCAUUUUCGGAGAACGAAACUAUCAGCCUGCGAGAGUACGUUUUGGCCAACAAAAAAACCAUCAAGGCUUACCUCACUCUCCACUCUUACGGUCAGUACAUGCUGCAUCCGUGGGGAUUCACCAACGAAUUGCCGGAGAACGAACCGGAACUCCGCGCCGUGGCUUACGCCGCUGAAAAAGCUCUUUCAUUGGUCCGAGGAACUCGUUACACCAUUGGAAGUUCGACCAACGUAUUGUAUGCCGCAGCUGGAGGUAGCGACGACUGGGUGAUGGCGGUUGGCGGUGUACCGUUGAGCUACACAGUCGAAUUACCGCGCGGAGGUAACUUAGGAUUCAACCCUCCACAGAGUUCGAUCGAGCCUGUCGGUAUGGAGACGUUCGAGGCUUUCAAGGUUUUCGGAAAAUACGUGGCCACCAAGUACGGGAAGCAAAAUCUUUGAAGAAAAAAUCGACUGUGAUGGAAAAACAUUGAAAAAAAGUAUUAAAAAUUUUCUCGCUGAAUCACGGCAGAUGAGAAAAAAUAAAAAAAUCUUUUUUAAAUCUAUCGAAUGGUGGUUUAACAAAAGAUAAUUUUCUCAGUAUUGAAGAAAAUCGAAAGAAAUCUGUGACGAAAAAGGACGAAUAAAUAUUUCUUAAAUAUUUA
This is a messenger RNA of Venturia canescens, 1576 nucleotides long. Its product is annotated as carboxypeptidase B. The transcript has 8 exons. Bases 81 to 1373 code for a protein of 430 amino acids. Gene Ontology annotation, molecular function: zinc ion binding; metallocarboxypeptidase activity. Gene Ontology annotation, biological process: proteolysis. NCBI's taxonomy places the organism in Eukaryota, Metazoa, Arthropoda, Insecta, Hymenoptera, Ichneumonidae. The record is from RefSeq and is a predicted model, not a curated record.